This is a messenger RNA of Triticum dicoccoides, 2320 nucleotides long. RefSeq names its product exocyst complex component EXO70E2-like. Gene Ontology annotation, molecular function: phosphatidylinositol-4,5-bisphosphate binding. Gene Ontology annotation, cellular component: exocyst. The transcript has a single exon. Lineage: Eukaryota; Viridiplantae; Streptophyta; Magnoliopsida; Poales; Poaceae. The record is from RefSeq and is a predicted model, not a curated record. Gene Ontology annotation, biological process: exocytosis. The coding region runs from base 405 to 2006 and encodes 533 amino acids.
GAGGCCAAUUCCCUCUGGCUCAUGCCCAGAAGGCCAGAACCCAGAACAGACCAUGUCAAGAACUCCGGCGAUUCACCUCACCCCAAAUCCGGCGUGGAGCUGUCUUCUCCGUCAAAUCCGGCCAACGGGGGAGCUCGCCCGCUUCGCUCCGGAAGUGAUGCCCUCGAAGUUGGUGGCCGUUCGUCGUCCUUCCUGUGAUGGAAGCGACUGCCGCCGUGGAGGUGGAUCUGACCGCCGCGGCGCUUGAUUUGGCAGCGCAGGAGCUUGAAUCGGCUGCCAAGGAUCUCGCCUUGACAUGGCCUUUGACCACCCCUUGAGCCAUUCGCAUCCGGCGUCAUCGGCGAUGGGCGCGAGGUAAGGAGGAGCUGGUUGGGCGGAAGGAGCCAGAGGAGGCGGGUUCCACUAUGCUGGCUACUCCUCGUGGAAGGUUCCACCCGGGCGCUGCACUCCGCCACCAAUAUCAUCGACCGAGCUCGGCCAAGGUCCGGGCGUCCUCCAUCCUUCCACAGAGCAGAGCAGCGGCCAGCAUGGCGGGGCGGCUUGCCGCCGCGCCGGACGGGAGCGCCAACGCCAACGGCUCGGCGGCUCCCGACCGAGCGCGCGGCUUCUACCGCGACCGGAUCCGGCGGGUCGCCGUGUCCGGAGGGCUGAGAAGAUCGGCUCUCUUCGACCACUCCCAGUCCGGUCAUAGCGGAUCCGGCUACUCCAACCACUCCGGCGCGUCGAAUUCGUACCCGUCCAACAACUCCGGCAUCUCUGCUGCUGAACCGGACUUCGGCGCCCAUGAGCUCACGGUGAUCGCCAUCCAAAUGGUCAGUGACGGUUACGCCCAGCGCAUGGUCCGAGAAUUCUGCGGCGGCGGCGGCCUGGAGAAUUGGUUCUUGGAGCUUGACGUGGGCUGGGUUCUCCAGAUCCACAACAAGACUGACUUAUGUCAGCAGCUCCAGCUUCAACUCAAAUCGCCGUCAUGGCUCCAAGACUUUGUCGAGAGGUGGAUUCGAGCUCUCAUGGUAACAAUCUCCAGCAUCGUUGAGGCGCUCGACAAAGUUCAGACGUUGUUGCUCGCAAGGUUUGGCAAAGCAAGCAUCUCGGAGAUGCUCGUCUUUGUCGACGCCGUCAUCCCACUGCUCAAGGCGGGGAAGCUACGGGCCGUGCUAGACAUGUAUAUUUGUGUCUGCAAUGCGUCGUACAUGUUCACUCUGGAUGUGUUCUCUCUGGAAGCCCAGAUCAUAUUCGACGAGAUACGCCGCUCGUUGGGGACAGAAAGAAACAAGCUACGUGAUGCCAUAUCCACCACAGUGGAGGAGGUCAGGGCACUCAUGGAGGACGAUGACUCGUGGGCUAUCGAGUUUCCUCAAGGAGGAGCCGGGGUUCACCGGAACACCCGGUUGAUGGUGGGUUACAUCGUGUCUAUGACGGAUGCAUUGGUGUCGACACGGAAGUCCGCACCAAGCCACAACACUGGAAAUCUUCAUGGCCUGAUAGAUGACACCAUCAAACAUUUGAAGGAUCUGCUUCCGAGAAAGUCAGAGCUGUGCUUGGAUGCAGGCAUGAGGUACCUAUUCCUGCUCAACAAUUCCUAUUUCAUAGCCACCAGGGACUUUAUUCGUGGGCCAUACUGUGGAGACUCUCAACACCACCAGGGACUUGAACUUACACUUGAGUGCAAAGAUCACAUGGACAGCUAUCUCGAUGUUUCGUGGGCUCAUGUGAUAUCCUCCAUAUCGAAAUCGAAUCCUCCUGGACCGCUGCGUCGUUGGAUGACCAACACCUCUUCGCUGGCUAAAUUCGAGUCAGCGUUUCAUCAAACCUACCAAGCUCAGAAGCUCUGGAAGGUUCCGGACCCUCAGCUCAAAGAUGCGCUACGAAGGGCUAUCAUCGAGAGAGUCAUCUCAAGUUACAACGACUAUCUGAAGAAGCAUCCUGAGCUAGCGGAGCACGCUAGCCGCGGAAACAGCACUCCCGCCGUCUUGGAAGAGAUGUUGGGACAGCUAUUUGAAGGCUGAAAACUUCUUUGAGGCAUCGAACAGAGUCACCAACUAAUAAGAGGCCAGAGUUAUGUUUCAUCCAGAGCAUUUGGAGUGAAGUUUUAUUCUGGAUUUGAGGGGUCUUAUUUGACUUGUGAUUCCAUGUUAAAUACUCCCACAUAUCUAUGUGUCAUGUUUACUUUUCAUUAUUCAAUAUUUUAUAGACGUUUAUUUUCAUCUAUUUCAGUGAAACUUGAGCUUGCAGAGGCAAGGUCACCCAGAUGCACAGGAGUCCUGUGCAUCUGAACUAUGGGAUGGGGAAAUUUCAUCAUAAAAUAGCUAUAUUUGUUGUA